Molecule: messenger RNA, 2256 nt
Organism: Aspergillus puulaauensis
Lineage: Eukaryota; Fungi; Ascomycota; Eurotiomycetes; Eurotiales; Aspergillaceae
Product: Ras GTPase activating protein IRA2
Exons: 4
Coding region: 1-2256 (751 amino acids)
Biological process (GO): regulation of actin cytoskeleton organization; regulation of GTPase activity
Cellular component (GO): cell cortex
Molecular function (GO): protein binding; GTPase activator activity
Source: RefSeq, a predicted model, not a curated record
AUGUCUUCCCACGAUACUCGGUCGCUUCGCCAGUCGAAGCGGAUGUCCGUUACCGCGCUCUACCUGUCGAUGUCCGCGAAGGACAGGGACCUUGAAAUAUCAGAUGACCUGGCGAGAGCUCAAAAAUUCUUACGAGAACUGAAGUCAAAGAUCUCUUCCCAGUCGAAAAAGAACUUCGUCCUAGAAAAGGAUGUACGUUAUUUAGAUUCACGAAUAGCAUUGCUUAUUCAGAACCGCAUGGCUUUGGAAGAGCAAAACGAGGUUGCAAACCGCCUGGACGACACUGUUGACCCCCAGGAAGGUUUCUUCCCCAACGAUGAUAAAACACAAAAAUAUGGAAACCUUCUCUUCCUUCUUCAAACGGAACCCCGCCACAUUGCGCAUCUGUGUCGACUUGUCUCGAUGGCGGAAAUCGAUUCUUUGCUCCAAACCGUCAUGUUCACUAUCUAUGGAAACCAGUACGAGAGUCGCGAAGAGCACCUGCUGCUCACCAUGUUUCAGUCUGUGCUCACCUAUCAAUUCGAUAAUACCCCGGAAUAUUCCUCGCUCCUGCGACAAAAUACCCCUGUUUCGCGUAUGAUGACCACCUACACUCGACGUGGGCCCGGUCAGAGUUAUCUGAGACAGGUCUUGGCCGAACAGAUCAACGGGUUGAUCGAGUUACGUGACGUCGACUUGGAAAUCAACCCCUUGAAAGUCUAUGAGGCCAUGGUGAAAGAAAUCGAAGAAGAGACUGGUUCGCUGCCGGACAACCUCCCUCGCGGCGUCACAGCGGAAACCGCUGCAGAGAACCCCCAAGUGCAGGCCAUCAUUGCGCCGCGUCUCAAGAAGCUCACAGAUAUUGCAAACUCUUUCCUCACGACGAUCAUCACCUCUGUGAACCAAGCGCCUUACGGUAUCCGCUGGAUUUGCAAACAAAUCCGAAGUCUGUCACGGCGGAAGUACCCAGACGCUCAUGAUCAGACCAUCUGUACCCUGAUCGGAGGCUUUUUCUUCUUGCGUUUCAUCAACCCGGCCAUUGUCACUCCACGCUCGUAUAUGUUGAUUGACGCUACUCCUACCGACAGACCUCGACGCACUCUAACUUUGAUCGCCAAGAUGCUUCAGAACUUGGCCAACAAGCCUUCCUAUGCGAAGGAACCGUAUAUGGCCAAGCUGCAGCCUUUCAUUCAACAGAACAAGGAGCGUGUCAACAAAUUCAUGCUUGAUCUGUGUGAAGUGCAAGACUUUUACGAGAGUUUAGAGAUGGACAAUUAUGUUGCACUCUCUAAGCGAGACCUCGAAUUACAGAUCACUCUCAACGAGGUGUAUGCUACCCACACUUUGCUGGAGAAGCACAACAUGGCCUUGGCUCAGGAUCAACAUUCCCACCUCCAGGAAAUCCUCCAGGAGUUGGGCCCUGCUCCUCCACAGCUCCCACGCAAAGAAAAUCGAACCAUCACCGUUCCUCUGUUUAGCCGAUGGGAAACCGCGCUAGAUGACUUGACGUCGGCCCUGGACAUUACUCAGGAAGAAGUUUUCUUCAUGGAAGCUAAAUCAACGUUUGUUCAAAUUUUGCGUUCCCUUCCUUCCCACUCUUCGGUGGCACGUCGCCCUCUUCGCUUGGAUCGUAUCGCCGAAGCUGCAGCGACUUUAAAGAAUGACGCUGUCAUGGUCCGCAAGGGUAUUCGCACCAUGGAGCUUCUGAGCCAAUUGCAGGAGAUGGGUGUCAUUGAUCGCUCCGACGAAUUCAGUCUCCUUCGGGACGAAGUUGAACAGGAACUCGUCCACUUGGGAUCUUUGAAGGAGAAGGUCAUGGAAGAGACGAAACAAUUGGAGUCUGUCUAUUCAGCCAUCCGCGACCAUAACGCGUAUCUUGUUGGUCAGCUGGAAACAUACAAGUCGUAUCUCCAAAAUGUCCGCAGCCAAUCCGAAGGAAAGUCAAGGAAACAGCAGAAACACCAAGAGCUGGGUCCCUACAAGUUCACCCACCAGCAACUCGAGAAGGAAGGUGUGAUUCGCAAGAGCAAUGUGCCUGAGAAUAGACGGGCAAACAUCUAUUUCAUGUUCAAGAGUCCCUUACCUGGGACUUUCGUUAUCAGUCUGCAUUACAAAGGUCGUGCUCGUGGGCUGCUCGAGUUGGAUCUCAAACUCGAUGAUUUGCUCGAGAUGCAGAAGGACAGCUUGGAAGACCUUGACCUGGAAUAUGUUCAAUUCAAUGUCUCCAAGGUGCUUACGCUCCUGAACAAACGCUUCUCGCGUAAGAAGGGCUGGUAA